AAUUCACCCCAAUAUGUAUACGGUGUGAACUGCUUACUUGAUUCAUAAAAAAAUGAAUCGAUUUAGUCCCUCCUUUUUCGCUCCGUAGCAAAGAUGGCGAUGGUCGAGGGCUGUUAGGGUACACUCACCGUUUGGGCCGUGUUGAGUGAGUGCAACAUCCGGGUACUGGCAGUGCACUGCAAUUACUACGUACAAUGUGAGCGCACUUAUGUACUGAAAAUGCUAAGUGUAAGUACGUAAGUGUGCGAAUUGAGAUACACCUUCCUGAAUUUGGAUACAGCUCGAGCCUGCUAAACGUCGAAGGUAAAAGAGUAAACACGGCCAUGGCUCGCGGGCAGCAGAAGAUUCAGUCCCAGCAGAAGAACGCUAAGAAGGCCGCUGAGAAGAAGAAAUCUCAGGGUGCCGACCAGAAGACGGCGGCCAAGGUGGCUCUGGUCCACACGUGUCCCGUCUGCAGGACCCAGAUGCCUGAUCCCAAGACGUUCAAGCAGCACUUUGAGAGCAAACACCCCAAGUCCCCGAUGCCCCCCGAGCUGGCUGACGUUCAGGCUUGAAGGAGAACAGGCUGGUGAAAACAUUGGCACUCAGACUAACACAAACAACUACUUGGACUAAAAGGCUGACUCGUGGACCGUGAAGCACUUGGUAGUACGCACUUGGAAGUACACCCUUUGUGGACCAUAAGACACUGGGACCUGGCAGGUUAAGGACAUUGGCCAAAGUGUGUGUGUGUGUGUGAGAGAGACAGAGUAGGAGGAGGGCAGCCCAUGUUUAAAGAAAACAUAUUUAUUAUAUAAAGCAACUUGCUUGACUUGCUGAAUGAUGAUGAUGAUGAUGAUGGUGAUGAUGAUCCACUCAUGCUGAGGAGAAGAAGCGUGUUGGUUGUUCCAGGCUCUCCACCCUGGAGUCGGACAGAGAGGUGACACUAGGAAACCACUCAAGGUCUCUGCUUGCUGCUCCUCAGUCAGUCAGCGUCGUCCUCCUUGGACGCUCCUCCUUGCAUCAGCAACGCAAUAAGUUUACCUUUCAUUCUUUCAUCAGCCGCAACGUGAUUGACAGACGAGUAGUCAUGACCUUCUUUUCACAAGCAGAGUAAAAAGUGACUUUCGAUGAACAUUUCUUUCCGAAGCAUUUCACUACAUGCAGCAUUCUGUCAUGUGACCAGUCUUCACGUUUGUACGACUUUUUUAAACGACCAUGUAGCUUACAAAUAGAGACAAAUAAAAGCAGCAUGUUGCAAAAGGAAAGGUGUGUGUGUGUGUGUGUGUGUGUGUGUGUGUGUGUGUGUGUGUGUGUGUGUGUGUGUGUGCGUGCGUGCGUGCGUGCGUGCGUGCGUGCGUGCGUGCGUGCGUGCGUGCGUGCGUGCGUGCGUGCGUGCGUGCGUGCGUGCGUGCGUGCGUGCGUGCGUGCGUGCGUGCGUGCGUGCGUGUUCACUGAUAUUUAAAUAAGAUGAAGGUGGGUGCUGCCUAAAGACUUGACGUUCAUUGUGGGCAUGACAGAAGAGCGGAGCUUGACAAGGUGAACCUGGAGCAAACCUCAUGUCAUGCAACACAUCUUCAAACAACUUACAGUACAUCUGUUUAACAUUUACAUCCAAAAAUGAAGGACAUAGGCUGCACGGUGCUCGAGUGGUUAGCGCGCAGGCCUCACCCGAGUUCAAUUCCACCCUCGGCCAUCUCUGUGUGGAGUUUGCAUGUUCUCCCCGUGCAUGCGUGGGUUUUCUCCGGGUACUCCGGUUUCCUCCCACAUUCCAAAAACAUGCUAGGUUAAUUGGCCACUCCAAAUUGUCCAUAGGUAUGAAUGUGAGUGGGAAUGACAGCUGGGAUAGGCUCCAGCACCCCCACGACCCUUGUGAGGAUAAGCAAUAGAAAAUGAAUGAAUGAAGGAUGUAUUUCAUUGAUAAUUUGACAAAGAAGAAACUUGACCAUUUAGCAGUAGAUUAUAAACUUAAAGGGCUAACAUUGACAUAUACUGUUUUAUGACUAGACAGGAUUUUACCAGUGUUCUUCAGUGUACAUGCGGUGCCAUAAACCUUCCACUAGGUGGUGCUAGAAUACAUUUGUUAAACACUAGAUUUUAUGCUUUUAUUUUUUUUCCUUUACCGUAUAGUUUAGUUGUUUUCAUUUAUUUUAGACAAAGAACUAAUUCGGCUAAGAUGCUGGCUACGCACUUGGAAGUACACACUUUGUGGACCAUGAAAGACACUGGGACGUGGCAAGUUAAGGACAUUGGCCAAAGUGUCUGUAACCAGUUAAUGAGAGUUGCAAUGAGAAAUAAAUAUUAGAAAAUACUGGACUAGUAUCAGAAGAGAUGAGGUAGGACUCGGGGAAGAGGAAUCGACCUGGAUACACAGUCUUCAGCUUUGCUAGAGCGGUGGAUUGAAUAUUUACUAGGGCUGUCAAAUGAAUAACAUUUUUAAUCAGAUUAAUCAUUAAUCACCAUGUCUCACUAUUUCUGAAAUAUGCCCAUUUUACUGUAUUUUUAUUGAAAGAAAGACACAUUAUAGGACAGGAUUAUGUAUAUUUGUAUGUAUUAACAGCAACAAAAUCAAAUUAAAGAUGACACACAUGUCCGAAAAUCAAUUUACCAAACACUGCAUUAAUUAAUUGUUGCCUGAAGUCAGCUGGAAUAGGCUCCAGCUUACCCCCAUCACCCUUGGGAGGAUACGUGGUCGAGAAGAUGGAUGGUUCCUUUCCUUUAAUAUGAGAUUAUUUGAAUCAGACUUUGAAAUGUUUUAUUAUGAGCAAUGAUGCGUUGCGUUCAAGAACACCAUGUCAUUUAGGAUGUAUUCACAUGUUUUGAGUGAAUUUUAAAUGGAUCAGCAUCAUUAAAUGCAGAACAAUAA
Messenger RNA from Doryrhamphus excisus (bluestripe pipefish), 2845 nucleotides. Lineage: Eukaryota; Metazoa; Chordata; Actinopteri; Syngnathiformes; Syngnathidae. The record is from RefSeq and is a predicted model, not a curated record.